AUGAGACUAAAGAUAUUAUCAUUGCUUUUGAUCUUAUUUAUUAAUCAAUGUUUAUGUCAAAGAGGUUUUCCAACACAAUUUCAAGCAACAUUGAAUAUUAGUGGAUUAUAUUCAUGGCAAACACCAACUCAAGGUCUCCAACAAUUAUUAUAUGAUUAUGAAAAUCUAAGAGUUCGUUUUGAUAUACAAGGCUGGAGAUUGAAACAAAACGAAACUUACAUGAUUAAAUAUAAACCUGAAGGUGCUGAAGCAGAUUCACCAGCUUCACAAGGUUUUACAAUAUUCAAUUUCAAUCCUGAUUAUCCAGAAUUUACAAAAAACGAUUGUUGGUACAGAACAGAUCCAAUGAAUGAUAUCGGUCCAUUUCCUAUGAGCUGGUUUUAUAAUUCAGAAACUCAUACUGAAAUUCAACUAUGGUUUCCAUUACCAUCAAAUCUGACUAAUAAGGGUGAAGAAUGGAUACCUGAAAUUCAACAAAAUGCAACAAGAUAUGAUUCACCAGAAAUAUGUGAUUUAGAACGAUCCGGUAUUGGUAAAGUUCCAUGCUUAAGUUAUUUUGAAACACAAGAUAGACCAGUUAAAACCAUUCGUGCACGUGCUGCUCAUGGUGAUUUUGAUAGCGAUGAAUAUAUAAGUACAAUUUAUUUAUUAUUUACACAUGGUAUUCCACCAGAAGCUGAAAGUUUGUUUAAUUUACCUAAUCAAUGGCCCUCCUAUUGUGGCAAUGCAAACACAGGUUUUACUAUAGAACCUUUACAUGGAUUUGUGGUAACUCCAGAUGGUCAAGAUCAUUUCACAUUAACAUUACAAACAUCACCAGUUCAUUCACUAGGUGAUCAAGUCAAAGUCGAGUUUAAAGUACAACCAAAUUGGUAUUACAAUGGUACAAGAUGUGCUAAAUUCAAUACGAUUGUUUUCGAUCGAGAAAAUUGGCAAAAACCCCAACAAGUAGAUAUGUCCUUUAUUGAUUAUGGUUGUUGCACAUAUGUAGUUACUGCAAAAGGUGGUGGAUAUGAAUGGCAAUAUGCAGUAUCAUCAUUUGUUGUUUACGCAUGUGAUGGACAAGCUGGAUAUGGUUGCAAAGGCAAAGAACCGUGUGGAGCCUAA
Molecule: messenger RNA, 1107 nt
Organism: Rotaria sp. Silwood1
Lineage: Eukaryota; Metazoa; Rotifera; Eurotatoria; Philodinida; Philodinidae
Source: the annotation of a GenBank genome assembly